Symphalangus syndactylus (siamang) is the source of this 5733-nucleotide messenger RNA. Its product is annotated as olfactory receptor 52N2-like. Lineage: Eukaryota; Metazoa; Chordata; Mammalia; Primates; Hylobatidae. Gene Ontology annotation, cellular component: plasma membrane. Gene Ontology annotation, molecular function: olfactory receptor activity; G protein-coupled receptor activity. Gene Ontology annotation, biological process: G protein-coupled receptor signaling pathway. The record is from RefSeq and is a predicted model, not a curated record.
AUAUGAGGUGACCACGGAACCACAGAUUGGACUCAUUCAUUCCGCGCAGCAGUAGUGCUUGCUACCAUUCAGGCACUUUCAACCUCCAGAAUGCCCCGACCCACGGCCCCCAACCACCAAGGAGGAAGUACUUUGUCGCCCCUGUGACGUUUCCUACCUUGGUCUGUGCACAGAGUUUACCUGGUCACCACGGUAUUGCAAGCCUCUCCUCCUCGCGUUGCUGAGAGUCCGGGUUUAUUCAUCACAAUGGAAAGCAAUGGCUGCUAAAGAGUACAAAAUGCUUUCCUCCUGUCAGCCGUCAUGUCUGGGGACAACAGCUCCAGCCUGACCCCAGGAUUCUUUAUCUUGAAUGGUGUUCCUGGGCUGGAAGCCACACACAUCUGGAUCUCCCUGCCAUUCUGCUUUAUGUACACCAUUGCUGUUGUGGGGAACUGUGGGCUCAUCUGCCUCAUCAGCCAUGAGGAGGCCCUGCACCGGCCCAUGUACUACUUCCUGGCCCUGCUCUCCUUCACCGAUGUCACCUUGUGCACCACCACGGUACCUAAUAUGCUGUGCAUAUUCUGGUUCAACCUCAAAGAGAUUGACUUUAAUGCCUGCCUGGCCCAGAUGUUUUUUGUCCAUAUGCUGACAGGGAUGGAGUCUGGGGUGCUCAUGCUCAUGGCCCUGGACCGCUAUGUGGCCAUCUGCUAUCCCUUACGCUAUGCCACCAUCCUUACCAACCCUGUCAUCGCCAAGGCUGGUCUUGCCACCUUCUUGAGGAAUGUGAUGCUCAUCAUCCCAUUCACUCUCCUCACCAAGCGCCUGCCCUAUUGCCGGGGGAACUUCAUCCCCCACACCUACUGUGACCACAUGUCUGUGGCCAAGGUAUCCUGUGGCAAUUUCAAGGUCAAUGCUGUCUAUGGCCUUUUUGCAGCCCUUCUGAUUGGGGGCUUUGACAUGGUUUGCAUCGCUGUGUCUUAUGCCAUGAUCUUGCAGGCAGUGGUGAGUUUGUCAUCAGCAGACGCUCGUCAUAAGGCCUUUAGCACCUGUACCUCCCACAUAUGUGCUAUUAUUAUCACAUAUGUUCCAGCCUUGUUCACCAUUUUUACUCAUCGUUUUGGGGGAAAAAACAUUCCCCACCACAUCCACAUCAUUAUUGCCAAUCUCUAUCUGAUGUUUCCACCCACUCUGAAUCCUGUUGUUUAUGGAGUGAAGACCAAGCAGAUCCGGGAAGGGGUAAUCAAGUUAAUUUUAAGGAGAAAGGUAUCCUAGGUAUAAAAUAGAUUCAUUCAUAUUCAAAAAUAAGGAAAACUAAAGAAAAUUUUAUAAAAUAACUUGAAUAUAAAACUAAAACAAAUUGUUUUCAUUACAGAAAGCAAUAUUAAUUGACUAUCGGCUAUAAUAUCAACUGAGUUCUUUUUUCUGCAGAAGUCAUUAAUGACAGAAAUUAAUGAUCUAAAUAAGAAACAAGCCUCCUAAAUUUGAGUUUGCUUUUAUAAAUAUAAUUUCACAUCAUUAUAAUUUUGAGGCUGUUUGAAACAAUUACAUUACAUAGAUUUCUAAUGUGUCUUUCAUGUUGCACAAAUCUGAGAUUUUCAUGUUGCACAAAUCAUUUGUGCAACAUGAAAAGACAGAAAGCCACCAAAAAAGGCCUUAGAGUUUAUAGAAAAAGGCCUUUGAAAUUUGUUUUAGUGAUUUUAUUUACUCUCACUAUUCUUUUCAUGUAUAAUUUUGCACAGCUUUUCUCAGUUAAGAAAAUUAUAUCUAUAUAAGUUGCAGUAACUCUCUAUUAUGAAGGAGAAUAAUAUUUAUAUAUUUGUGUCAACAUGAUCAAAUCAAAGACAGGGAGAUAAGUAAGGAAGGAAUAGAGCUGUGGAAACUUAGAAGAAACAAUCCCUCAAGGGUAAUUCUGAGACAUUGUUGAAGGAGACACAGAAUGCCUUAGAAAUUAUUGCAAGGUGAUAGUAGAAAAUGGAGGAGAUUUGCCAGGAAAACCUGUAAACAUUUGGAUUUAGCUGACUUCACAGAAUUUACCAGUUGCUACCCUACUCUGGACAUACACAUACAAGGAAGGUAUGUGUUCAGAAAAAGAGAAUGAUAAGAAGAAUUCAGUGUCAUAGACUACCAGAGAAAGAGGAUCAAGAGGUGAUAGAGAUGAUGGACGUAAAAAAGAGAGAAUAAGGUGUAGCAAAAGUGAAGUGAUGGGGAGGAGGGAGUACAGUUCACCAUGAGAAGUUGUCAGCUGUUGCAAGCCUGUUAUUAGGAAUAAGUUUUCUGUUUCUUGGUUUAGCAUCAUCAGUGCUAUAUGUACUACCAUAUGCCAAUAUUCUAGCCUUCAGCUGAAGUCCUCACAUUGCAUCUUUCUUACUUUUAUGCUCCAGUCAAGAACCAACUGCAUGCGGAAGGCCUCAAUUAUUGGAACUUCCUGAGUUACAUUAUAGGGAUUUGACAGUACUUUGGAGAAUAAUGUUUUCCCAAAUAUGUGCUACUCUUUGUCUCUUGAGUGAGAAUCAACUCUAUUUAUACCCAGAAUACCAUCGAAAUCUUACAAUAUCCCAUAUGAAACACACACUCUUCUCCUCUCAUUUUAACAAAGAGACAAAAUACAUAUCAAUUGAUUUGAAUAGACAUACAUACUUUUAAAAGUGAAUUCAUGAAACCUAAGGAAGUGAAUGCCAAGGUAUUUUUAAUAGCAAUUUUUUUCAAGCUUAACCGACACAGCUAAAAAUCUAUAAUUUGACUCCAAAGAGAUUUUGGUAGCUCAAACAAAGUUUAUAUUAUGAACAAAUCAUGCACAAAUGUUGAUCUUGUCCCCUGUAGCCAGUUCACGUCCCGUAAAGCAAAAUGUGGAGCAGCUGGGAAGCUGUAUUUGGGUCACCGUGGAGCCCUGAACACAGUAUCUGAAGAUACUGUGUAUGCUGAUUCCCAUGCCCUGCAUUUUUCUGUAAUACUAAGUAAACCUAGCUGAAUUUUUUCUUUUUUUAGUUUUGUAAAUUUUAUUGUCAGUACAAACCUUCUAUGGCAACUGGUAUUUGUAAAAUGCACAUUUAUACAUAUUUAAGUACAUAAUUGCAAGUAACUAGUAGAGUGUACUAUUCUCCUGCUAGAAAUUUUUGACACUGUGAGAUAUUAUAUGGAGUUUCCUGAAAUUAUGUCAUAAUAAAAAUGCUAGUAUAAUUUAGGGGGUUAUUUGAUCAUGCUAAGUGGGUAUCUGGGGGGUUUUCCAGUUAGGGUAGCAGUUUGAACAUAAAAAGAAAUGUGCACUCCCCAACACUCCAAACACAUAAAAACACUGGAUUAAAUACAUUUCUGAAAUUAUAGAGAAUGAAACUAAAGGCGUAAGAAAAUUGAGAUUCUACAAGUAAGAAAAGUUAUAAGGGCAAACAGUAGGUGAGGUCUUAUAGUCCAUACUGAGACUCUGCUUGAUCAUACGGCUUCAGUGUUGUUUAUGUCUACAUGUAAAGGUUGAACAGUGCAUGAAACCUAGAUUCUGGAAUCACUGCACAGCCUUUGAUGGGAGCUAAAAUAUUUAUGCCAACCAGCUCAAAGGCACAGAAAAAAAAAUCAAUACAAUAAUUUAAAGAAAGAGCGAUGCAAUGUUUAUCACUAGGGAAGACUCCAUAAAGAUGGGAACAUAUAUAAGAAAUAUUCAGACACUUGUCUUUCUCUACCUAAUCAGUUUUCUCUGUGUGUAGUAAAAAAUACUCAACACACAUCCUGAUAUUUUGUGCAUCUCUCUUAAACUCCCACACUCAAAGAUAUAUGCCCACCUGCAACAUACUGAGGGAAAUUGCAAAUAUAAUAAACAAUAGCGUAGGAAGUAGAAAUUGAAAAAGAAGGAUGAAUAAAUAAGGAUGUAUGAUGAUAAAUUUAGUCCACAAGUCUUCAUUAAUAAUUAACAUAUUUGGGGUACCAGUAGAAUGGACCUUGAUUUAAGGAAUUUCUGGGAACUGUACACUGUACACUAUCUGUGGGUCAGAGAAUAAGCAGCUACAGAAUAAAAGAAUGUUCCCUCAGGAGAGGAGUAACACCAAACAAACUUUUCUAGAAACUGACAAUCGGUGUGAGAACACAUAUAUUAUUCUGUCCUUCGUGUCUAAGUAUGACAAGAUGAGCGAGGUAGAAAACAAAGACGUCUUAUUCUCCACGUUUGUUGAAAAACAGCCAGAAUAGACAGAUCUAGCUAUGGUUGAAGAGGAAUACAGAAGGAAAUCAACAACACAACAAAUAAUAAUUAUUAUAUUGACCUAUAAAAUGUCCUGAUAAAUAAGAGAAGAAAUAGCCUGUAAGAGAACAAAAAGAUUACCAAGAUGUAGAAAAUGUUUACUGCAAGAUUAGAAAGCCUGUUUAAAGAAUAACUACAAAAUGAAUAUAAUUUCAUAUAAUCUAUGAAAAAGGAGAAAAAAUAAUGACAGAAAUGCAUGGAUGACAAGAAUAGAAAAUGAGAUGAUAAGAUAACAGAAUGAGAUUAAACAAUGAUAAAUUAGUAAAGGAAAGUUUAGGCAAGUAAAAACAUAAUACAAAACUAAAAUCUAUGGUUAGAAAGUAAAAUUUUAAAGUUAUUCUUUUAAAUUAGUGACAUAAAGGUAAACAUUAAAAGUUGUUAUACAAUGCAGUGAGUAAAGACAUGAGAUAAAAAUGUUUAAAGAAGAUAAAGGAUAGAGAAUAAAGACAGAACAUAAAUAUCCUUUGUUUUAAUAAUGCAGAGCUCAAAGUGACUGAAGAAUAAAUGGUAUUAAAGUCGAGGAAAGAAUAAAUUCAAAUGUAUUAGUGAUGCACGUGUGCAAGUCUAAAGAGCAUACCACAAAGAAAAAGCAUUUCAAGAGAAUCAUUUGCAUCUAUAGUCUAAGAGAUUUGAACUAUAAUUAUGAUAAAAAGAAAAUUCAGUCCACAUAUGAAAGAAAAAUAACAGGUUAAAUGUAAGGAAAAGAAAAUAAAGAAAUGGUAAAGAGAAAUAAGAGAAAAGGGGAAGAAGAAAAGGAGUAGGGGACGGGAGAGAGGGAGAGAAGAAAAGAGGCAAGGAGAAGAAAUGCAGAUUCCUAUGGUGUCAAAUUUCAGAAGAGUGGAGAUAAUUUGUUCUGAGCUUUUAAAAAGGCAAUGGUUAUACUGCAAAUGAUCUAUGUUGUUCUAUGAAACAUUAUUUUGGUAUUUUUAUUGCUGUAAAAUAUUCCAGUUUAUGAAUGUACUACAAUUUAUUUAUUCAUUAUACUCCUGAGGGACAUUUUAGUGGGCCCCUAUAAAUAAUGCUUCUAUGAACAUUCUUGUGUAUAUUUUUUGGAGCACACAUUUACAUGUUGGUUUUAAACCCAAGUGGAAUGUCUGAAUUUUAGAAUGAUCACUUUUGGAAUAGAGUAUAAACUGUAUUCCAAGAUGAUUUGUACCAGUUUAAACUCUCACCAAGUGUAUAGGAAUUCCAGUUACUCCACAUCUUCUCCCACACUUGCUAUUGUCAGUGUUGUAAAAUCCACACUUUUAAUUUGGGUUUACCUGAUGACGAAAGAUGGGACACAUUUUCGUAGAUUGUGUGCCAUUUGAAUUGUUUCUUAACUGGCAGUUUGAGACUUUUGUCCUUUUCUUUAGUUAUUUUUCUUUUAGUUUUGAUGUAUAAAAUUUCUUUAUAUAUUAUGAAUAUGUCUCUUUUAUCAGUUGUAUAUGUUAGCACACAUUUUCUUCCAAUCUGUGGCUUCCAUUUUUAUUAUCCAUUAUAUUUUGUUUUUAUUAUGUUUUAUUUUGAUAAACAAAAUCUAUUAAUUU